CAUUUCUCCUUCCCCACUCUAAAUUCUCUCUAACCUUCCCAAAAGCCCAACCCAAUCUCUCUCCUUAAGGGAAAAAAAUGAAGAUCCCCUGCUGCUCCGUCUGCCAAACCCGCUACAACGAGGGCGACCGCUGCCCGCUCCUCCUCCAUUGCGGUCACGGCUUCUGCAAGGACUGCCUCUCCAAGAUGUUCUCCGCCGCGCCCGCCGACACCACCCUCCCCUGCCCCCGCUGCCGCCACGUCACCCUCGUCGGCAACUCCGUCCAAGCCCUGAAAAAGAACUACGCCGUCCUCGCUCUAAUCCUCUCCUCCUCGGCCCCCGACGCCGAUCUCACCGACGAAGAUAACGAGCCGGAGGAAGACGGGGAGGAGGAGCGGCGGCGGUGCAGCCGGAGCGGGGCCUCGAGCAGCUCGGGGUGCGGCGCGGUGAUCGAGCUAGGGUUGCAUGGGGAGCUGAAGCUGGUUAGGAGGAUAGGGGAGGGGCGGCGGGCCGGGGUGGAGAUGUGGGCGGCGGCGGUGUCGGGUGGGAAGGGGCGGCGGUGCCGGCACCGGGUGGCGGUGAAGAAGCUGGCGGAGGCAGCGGUCGGGGAGGGGACGGACUUGGUUUGGGUGCAGGGGCAACUGGAGGGGCUGAGGAGGGCGUCCAUGUGGUGCAGGAAUGUGUGUGCCUUUCACGGGGUUAGGAAAGUGGAGGGGUGUCUUUCGAUUGUUAUGGACUUGUGUAAUGGGUCUGUGCAGACCGAGAUGCAGCGGAAUGAAGGGCGCCUCACUCUUGAACAAAUCCUUAGGUACGGGGCUGAUAUUGCUCGAGGGGUGGCUGAACUGCAUGCUGCAGGCAUUGUUUGUAUGAACCUAAAGCCAUCCAAUCUUCUUUUAGAUGCAAAUGGCCAUGCUGUGGUUUCUGAUUAUGGACUGCCAGCAAUUUUGAAAAAACCUGCGUGCCGAAAAGCUCGAUUAGAGUGUGAUUCCUCAAGAAUUCAUUCAUGCAUGGAUUGUACAAUGCUCAGCCCAAACUACACAGCUCCGGAGGCAUGGGAACCUGUGAAGAAGUCAUUAAAUCUUUUUUGGGAGGACGCCAUUGGGAUAUCUGCAGAGUCAGAUGCAUGGAGCUUUGGGUGUACGUUAGUGGAAAUGUGCACUGGUUCUGUUCCGUGGGCUGGAUUAAGUACAGAGGAGAUCUAUAGAGCCGUUGUCAAGGCCCGAAGACAACCUCCACAAUAUGCUAGUGUAGUUGGUGUAGGAAUACCUAGGGAAUUGUGGAAGAUUAUUGGUGAGUGCCUACAGUUCAAGGCAUCAAAAAGACCAACAUUCAGUGCUAUGCUAGCAAUAUUCCUUCGACACUUGCAAGAGAUUCCUCGCAGCCCUCCUGCCAGCCCGGAUAAUGAUUUGGCUAAAUUUACUGCAACAAGUGUGACAGAGCCAUCCCCUCCAUCUGAUUUGGAGGUUUUCCAAAAUAAUCCCAUUCUUCUGCAUCGACUUGUGUCUGAAGGCAAUGUGAAUGGUGUUAGUGAGUUGCUUGCAAAGGUUGCACUAGAAAAGAGUGGCACUUUGCUUUGCUCAUUAUUAGAAGCACAAAAUGCUGAUGGCCAGACUGCUCUCCACUUGGCUUGUAGGCGGGGAAGUGCUGAACUUGUUGAGGUUAUUUUGGGGUAUAAAGAUGCAAAUGUGGAUGUCUUAGACAAAGAUGGUGAUCCUCCUCUCGUGUUUGCUUUGGCAGCUGGAUCCCCAGAAUGUGUUCGUGCUCUCAUCAAAAGACACGCGAAUGUCAGAUCUAGGUUGAGGGAAGGUUUUGGGCCAUCUGUUGCUCAUGUUUGUGCAUACCAUGGUCAACCAGAUUGCAUGCGUGAGUUACUAUUGGCUGGAGCUGAUCCUAAUGCAGUGGAUGAUGAAGGUGAAUCUGUACUACAUAGAGCAGUUUCCAAGAAAUAUAUGGAAUGUGCUGUUGUCAUAUUGGAACAUGGGGGUUGUAAAUCAAUGGCUAUCUUGAAUCCAAAAAAAUUGACCCCUCUCCACCUGUGCAUGGCAACGUGGAAUGUGACUGUUGUCCAAAGGUGGGUGGAAUUCGCAUCCCUUGAGGAAAUUGCAAACGCUAUUGAUAUACCUAGCCCAGUCGGUACUGCAUUGUGCAUGGCAGCUGCCUUAAAGAAAGAUCAUGAAGCUGAGGGGCGAGAACUGGUUCGACUCCUGCUUGCUGCUGGAGCAGAUCCUAGUGCCCAGGAUACCCAGCAUGGUCGAACUGCGCUGCAUACUGCGGCCAUGGCCAAUGAUGUUGAGUUAGUCAAGAUUAUUCUAGAUGUUGGGGUUGAUGUGAAUAUCAGGAAUGUGCAUAAUACAAUACCUCUACAUGUGGCACUGGCCCGAGGUGCCAAGUCAUGUGUUGGACUGCUUUUAUCGGCUGGAGCAAAUUGUAAUUUACAGGAUGACGAAGGCGACAAUGCUUUCCAUAUAGCUGCUGAAGCAGCAAAAAUGAUACGCGAGAAUCUUGAAUGGAUUAUUGUGAUGCUUAGGUAUCCAGACGCUGCUGUUGACGUUAGGAAUCACAGCAGUGGCAGGACAUUACGUGACUUCUUGGAGGCCCUGCCCCGUGAAUGGAUUUCUGAGGACCUGAUGGAGGCUCUCAUUAAUAAGGGAGUUUAUUUGUCUUCUACAAUUUACCAAGUUGGGGACUGGGUGAAGUUUAAACGAAGUAUCAGGACUCCCACUUAUGGGUGGCAAGGUGCAAAACAUAGGAGUGUUGGUUUUGUGCAAUGCGUGCCAGACAAGGACAAUCUCAUUGUAUCAUUUUGUACUGGAGAAGCUCGUGUACUGGCAAAUGAUGUUGUAAAGGUGAUUCCAUUAGACAGGGGACAACAUGUGCAACUAAAACCCGAUGUCAAAGAGCCAAGGUUUGGUUGGCGUGGUCAAUCACGUGAUAGCAUUGGAACUGUUCUAUGUGUUGAUGAUGAUGGGAUUCUGCGCGUUGGAUUUCCUGGAGCAUCUAGAGGAUGGAAAGCUGAUCCAGCAGAAAUGGAAAGGGUUGAAGAAUUUAAGGUUGGGGACUGGGUGCAAAUCCGCUCAACUCUUACUACCGCUAAGCAUGGGUUAGGUUCUGUAAUUCCAGGAAGCAUUGGUAUAGUCUACUGUAUUCGACCGGAUAACAGUCUAUUGUUGGAUUUAAGUUAUCUUCCAAAUCCAUGGCAUUGUGAACCGGAAGAGGUUGAGCCUGUCAUUCCAUUUGAGGUUGGUGACCGGGUUUGUGUGAAGCGCUCUGUUGCUGAACCAAGAUAUGCUUGGGGUGGUGAAACCCAUCAUAGCGUUGGGAGAAUAAGUGACAUUGAGAGUGAUGGUCUCCUAAUAAUUGAAAUUCCAAAUCGGCCUAUACCAUGGCAGGCCGAUCCCUCUGACAUGGAAAAGGUGGAGGAUUUUAAGGUUGGGGACUGGGUUAGAGUAAAAGGUACGGUGUCCUCCCCAAAAUAUGGAUGGGAAGAUGUCACAAAGAACAGUAUUGGGAUAAUCCACAGUUUGGAGGAGGAUGGUGAUAUGGGAGUUGCCUUUUGCUUCAGGAGCAAGCCUUUCUCUUGUUCUGUCACAGACAUGGAGAAGGUGCUUCCUUUUGAAGUGGGACAAGAGAUUCAUGUGAUGCCAUCUAUUUCUCAGCCACGGCUUGGGUGGGCAGAUGAAACUCCGGCUACUGUUGGUAAAAUCAUGAGAAUUGACAUGGAUGGGACUUUAAAUGCUAAAGUUGCUGGCAGACUUAGCUGGUGGAAAGUAUCCCCAGGAGAUGCAGACCGGCUUUCAGGAUUUGAAGUCGGUGACUGGGUACGUUCAAGGCCAAACCUGGGGACCAGACCAAGUUAUGACUGGAACAGUAUUGGCAAAGAAAGUGUAGCAGUGGUGCAUAGUGUACAAGACAAUGGUUACCUAGAAUUAGCAUGCUGUUUUCGCAAAGGAAGGUGGAUCACUCAUCAUCAGGAUAUCGAAAAGAUUGCAAGGUUCAAAAUUGGGCAGCACGUUCGCUUCCGGGUCGGAGUUGUUGAGCCCAGGUGGGGAUGGAGAGGGGCCCAGUCUAACUCACGAGGUGUCAUCAUCAGUGUUAAUGCAGAUGGAGAAGUUAGAGUGGCAAUCUUUGGUUUGCCAGGGUUGUGGAGAGGGGACCCCGCUGAUCUGGAGAUAGACCAGAUGUGUGAAGUGGGAGAUUGGGUUAGGAUUAGAAGUGACACAAGUGAUUGGAAAUCCGUUGGACCGGGUAGUGUUGGCGUUGUGCAAGGAUAUGUGUACGAAGGGGACGAAGGGGAUGAGAGUAUCUGUGUGGGAUUUUGUGGGGAACAAGAAGGAUGGGUGAGGCCAUGUUCCCAGCUUGAAAGGGUUGAUAAGCUCAUUGUUGGGCAGAAGGUUAAAGUAGAAAGUCAUGUGAAGCAACCACGAUUUGGGUGGUCGGGCCACAACCAUGCAAGUGUGGGGACUAUUUCAGCAAUCGACGCGGAUGGAAAGCUUAGAAUAUACACACCUGCUGGCUCAAAAGCUUGGAUGUUAGAUCCAUCAGAAGUGGAGGUGGUGGAGAAAGAGGAGAUUCACAUUGGGGAUUGGGUUAAGGUUAGAGCAUCAGUUUUGACCCCAACUCAUCAAUGGGGGGAGGUGAGUCAUUCAAGCAUUGGAGUGGUGCACAGGCUAGAAGAUGGGGAGCUAUGGGUUGCUUACUGCUUUAUGGAGAGGCUGUGGCUUUGCAAAGUGUGGGAAAUGGAGAGGGUGAGACCAUUUGGGGUAGGAGACAAGGUGAGGAUCCGAGAAGGGCUUGUGACGCCUCGGUGGGGGUGGGGAAUGGAGACACAUGCGAGCAAAGGUAGGGUGGUUGGUGUGGAUGCAAAUGGGAAGUUGAGGAUUAAGUUCCAAUGGAGAGAGGGGAGGCCGUGGAUUGGAGAUCCGGCUGAUAUUGUUCUUGAUGAGAGCUCACAUGAUCAGUAUCGUGCUGGAUGAAAUUUCAACAGCCAAAUUGUUUGCAGUUUACUCAACAGCCUCUAUGUGCUUCGGCUUUUUAUUUCAAUGGUGAGGUGGAAUCUGCAGCUGGUGCUGCUGCCGCUCCAAAAUGGGGAUUAAAUUCGCUUGAAACUGAAGUACUGUUGAUUGAUGGUCGGAUGGAUUGAUGCAUCCAUUUUCACGAAGCCAAAGAGGAGAGAGAUGGAAAGAGGCAGACAAAAGGGUUAGGAGCUGGUUGACCGUUUGUACAUAUAUUAGAGAGUACAUAUGAGAAUACGAGAGGAGCCAGGAGAAAUGCAGCCAUAAGCUGUUUGUAGUUCGAAGAUAAUGUUGCUAGCGGAGGUGCGUCCAAGUACAUAAUAUAGAUCUAUGGUGGUUAUUUUGUUUACUGUUGUUGUACAAAUUCGACUCUUUUGUAUCUUGUGUGAUAGUUGACUUUUGGAGGGGUCUGCGGUCUUCAUGUUGUUGUACUGUUUGCCUGUAUAUUGCUUAUGUUUUCUUGAUUUAUAUUGGGAUGUGAUUGGAAAUGAGUCUCUGAUAGACGACAAUGAAAGAAAUGUGAACCAAAAUUUGCUGGUUA
Messenger RNA from Rhododendron vialii, 5532 nucleotides. Its product is annotated as E3 ubiquitin-protein ligase KEG. NCBI's taxonomy places the organism in Eukaryota, Viridiplantae, Streptophyta, Magnoliopsida, Ericales, Ericaceae. The coding region runs from base 78 to 4952 and encodes 1624 amino acids. Gene Ontology annotation, biological process: negative regulation of abscisic acid-activated signaling pathway; protein ubiquitination; protein phosphorylation. The record is from RefSeq and is a predicted model, not a curated record. Gene Ontology annotation, molecular function: protein kinase activity; ATP binding; protein binding. The transcript has 16 exons. Gene Ontology annotation, cellular component: early endosome; trans-Golgi network.